CUCGCGAUCACCCGCGCCGCCGAUGCAUUAUGCGCUCAGUGUGUGCCCUGUGAAUAUUGUGAUCAUUGAGUUUUCAUUCGCAAUUAGGUACGACCACCGCACGAAGCAAAACAACCUAAACGCAAUACUCAAAACACAAUAACAAGCUUUAAAUAUAAGUAUAUUAGCAAGUUCAUAAAAGCAAUUCACAAACGCACUAGGAUAUAAAGCGAUACGGAAGCAAACGUACAAAACAAGCGGUCGAGGGGCAUAUUUAACUAAAGAGUUGUGAUAGAGUGACAAGGUGGCUGCAUCAGGAGCGCGCGUGGAAUGCGCGGGAGUGGAUUCGCUUAGCGCGCGCGCACGCACCGAGCCAGCCGUGCCGCCCUCCGAACACCCGGCCAUGGCGACCGAGACCAGCGGCGCCGCGGCCGGCGGCGAGCAGCAGUACUCGCUGCGGUGGAACGACUUCCACUCGGCGAUGGUGUCGUCGUUCCGGCGCCUGCGCGACGAGGAGGACUUCGUCGACGUCACGCUCGCCUGCGCCGGAGCCACCUUCUCCGCGCACAAGGUGGUGCUAUCAGCGUGCAGUCCCUACUUCCGAAGACUACUCAAAGCCAAUCCCUGCCAACACCCCAUCGUCAUACUGCGAGAUGUCCACGACAAAGAUAUGGAGAGUUUACUCAGGUUCAUGUACCAGGGCGAGGUGCACAUCGGGCAGGAACAACUGAAGGAAUUCCUCCGCGCGGCGCAGCUGCUGCAGGUGCGGGGACUCACCGACGUGCCGCCGCCCGCGCCCCUGCCCACCCUCGACCAGAAGGCCUCACCGUCGGCGACAUCAUGGACGGAGUCAGGCAGCGGCGCGUCGCGCGAAGGCCGCGAGGGCCGGCGCUCGCGGCGCCCCGACGAAAUGCACGCACAGACGCCGCCCCCCAAGCGCGCGCGCAGCUCUGACCUCUACCAGGCACAACUUAAAACCAGGACGGAGCAGCUGCUGGGUGUGCAGGGCGCGAGCCCCGAGCGGCUCGGCACUAACGGGCACGAGCUCGGCAUGUUCGCGCACCAGAUGGACAGCACCACCACCGCGCACCUGUCGGGAGCUUCUAAUAACGUGUCUGGCGACGGCGAGGAAUCAUCGUCAGACGCAGGCGCCAGCGACACGGAGGCCGAGCCGCGCGCCAAGCAGGAGCCGCUGGAGUACGACGAGCCCGCGCAGCCCAACGGCGCAGUGCCGCACUUCCCACCCUCGCUGCUCAACCUGCCCGGUUUUCCCGGCCUGCCUGGACCAUCCGGCAUCACAGACAACUUCGGCCAGUGCCGGCGCACGCAGGACUUGCUGCGCGUGCGCGCCACGGACCCGCGGCCCUGCCCCAAGUGCGGCAAGAUCUACCGCUCGGCGCACACGCUAAGGACCCACCUCGAGGACAAGCACACCGUCUGCCCCGGAUACAGGUGCGUGCUGUGCGGCACGGUGGCCAAGUCGCGCAACUCGCUUCACUCGCACAUGUCGCGGCAGCACCGCGGCAUCUCCACCAAGGACCUGCCCGUGCUGCAGAUGCCCACGCGCUUCGACCCCGAGCUCGCCAGCCAGUUGCUAGCGAAGGCAGGCGUGAAGGUGUCUCCCGAGCAGCUGCGGGCGCGCGCGUCCCCGACGGGCCCGCGGCGCUCCGACAUGAAGCUGGACGCCAAGUCGGCCGCCUCCGAGACCAGCUCCGUGGCCGACGACAACGAUGACCUCAGCCAGCACCGCUACCCCGACCCACCGCCGCUGUCCCCGCCACAUAUAAAUAACUUGGCGAACACAACAAUCACCAAGGUACCGGCGGUGCGCGCGGCCGCGGCCAAGACGCUGGAGGGCGUGCCCCCCGGGCUGGGCGGCCUCAAGCACGACGACUACCCACCCAACUUCGGCGGCGGCUCCGCGCUGCUCGACACCUACCUGCAGUACAUGAGCGAGAACAUGUUCGCAGGUAUGAACCCGGCGAAGCUGGCGCAGAUAAACGCGAUGCACAUGGACCGCAAGACGUACGACGAGCCGUCGCCGCAGAUGGGCUCGCUGCCGCCGCCGCCCACCACCAUGGCGCACCAGCGCUUCCUCAAGCAGAUGCAGCGGCAGUACACCGACGGCAUGGGCAAGCCGGACAUCGUGCGCGACUCCGACGAGCCACUCGACCUGGGCAAGGAGCGGCCGCGCAGCGCCUCGCCCGACGACGCGGCCGCCUCCUCUGACGCCGACUACUACGAGGAGCGGCGCGGGCUGACGGUCGGCGCCGACCUGGAGGCGGCGCGCGGCCCCGCCGACGACGCGGACGAGGCCGAGCGCCGCGCGCCCGCCUCAUGAGCCGCGCACCGCUCUUAGGACGAUGUUUUGUUGAAGGUUUCCAAACGGUGCUUGAGUGUUAUGUUUUGUGGUCGCUAGCCGAUCGGUUCGUUUUGCGGUUAAUGUAAUAAUGAUUUUAUUGUUGACCCGUGGAAUGUCGUUGGUGCCAUUUCCGAUAUUGUAUGUAAAUUAAAUUUAGGAUUAAAGGGUUGCGACCGGCCUCGGCGUAUUUGCUGGACACUGUAUGUUGGCGAGCCAGCGGCCAGUCGCAGCCCGCUAGCUGCCCGCGGGCGCGGCCCGGUCGGCGCCGACUGCAGCCGCCCCGGGCCGCCGCUCGACUUACACUAGUGCGUAGUGACUUGUAUCGUGUACGCGAGGUCCCCCUCACGUAGUGGACCUGUACAUAGUAAUUCCAUCCAUCUACCUCAGAGUUCGGGCCAAUAUGGCUGCGUUAUUAAAUAUCCACACAAAUUGUGAAAUUCCAUCCAUCUACCUCACUUCAAUAGAUUUUAUUUAAUAUUUUAUACAAUUUAUAGAUAUAAUAACUGUUGUUUUAUGCAUUUUGCAGAUUGCAUUUAUAUAUACUAUAGAGUAUAUCGUAGGUAAAUAUAUGCAAGUCAUUAGGAAACGUUAGUGCUGCCCGUAGAUCGUUACCGAACCCGUUAGAUAGUCGCACCACUAGCGGCGCCGGCCGCCGACUGCGGACACGGUCGGCGCCGGCGAGCACUGACGCAUGUGUGUUACACAAAUUAUCUUUGUAUACGAACAGAUAUGACAGAGCUUAAAAUUCGUACUAUUACUAUAAAAUAUAAAUUGAUUCAUAUAUUGUUUAAAAAUGUGCGUAUCGCCAUCUAACUGUGUGAUAGAUUUUACACAGCAAUUGAUAAUUAUAAUAGCGAUAAUUAUUAUUGAUACGGGACAAUUUUUUCAGAACUGUAAUCAUACUAUACCGGUAACUGCCUUGAGACUGAGUAUGAUAACCAGGCGAGACAAGCCCGGGAGAGUUCAAAUUCGAUUCGUAACAAAUUAUUGAGACAUUGUAUAUAAAUUGAAGUGAUAUGUAAAGUACAUAAUAAUAAAUAAAUAAAUAAUCAAAUAGAAACAAAAGCAAUAAUAAAGUAUACCUUGAUGUUGCCUUCGGUCGUGUGCAGAGAGUGGCCGCGCGGCCGCCGGAGGGCGGCGCGGCGGCGGCAAUGGACACACGCGAGAACGUUUAUUUUGUAGUAAUGAUGUGGGCUCGUUACUUAAAUAACAAUUACUGUGAUUACAAUCUCAUAUUAGCCUUCAAUACUUAUACAUAUUUUUUAGAGUACAAUGUUAUAGUUAUUUAGUAUAUUGUAAGUGUAUUUGUAAGCGAGUCACAAAUUAUAUUUACUUCCUUGGACUUAGAAUUCACAAUAUUUAAGUAUCUAGAGCAAUAGGAGAAGCAUUUAACCUUUUAUAUGAGAGAAGCCGCGGCGCGGUGCAGCCGUGCAGCCGCGGCCGCCGUGUGCCGUCGCGUCGCGGCCUGUAUGCUACGGGUUGAACGUAACUUAGUAUGUUAGUGAGAUUGACGAGUUGUCAAGUUUGGUUUGCGUUUACUAGAGUAACCUUGUUGACAGUUUACAGUGUUGCCAUAGUGAGUAAUUAUUUUCGACUGUAUUAAUAUAAGUUUGAUUGUUUAUAGAAACGAGUGCUUCAUGUUUGAUUAGUAUGUUAGACAAGUUUUGUUAAGAUCACUCAUCGACUCGCGCUCUACUCACUCCGUUCAGUAUGCACCGUGUACAUAGCAAUAACCAAUAGACAGUUACCAGAUUGUAAUUAAAAUAUAAAUGUUAUAUUUUUUCAAAACACAUUCUACGACAUUGGCCGGCGUCCGCGCCCAGCUGCAAGCGUGCGUAACUUAGUUUGUAUAUCACGAGUAGAGCCAGCUUGCGGCUCGCCGCGGCCGCCCGUUGGACCUGCAUACGAGAAUAUACUAUCUUACCAGUGACAUUGUAUUUAAUUAGGACUUUGAGUCAAUGAUUUAUGCUCUCAUUAUAGACAUUGUAUAAAUUUUAUGUUUAGUUACCUUAUUAUGAACUUUGGAAGUUCGAAUUUAAUGUUUAGUUUAUGUUUAUAUGCACAUGAACAUGUUGCGUGUGUACUCAGAAGCACGUAGUGUACCGUGCGGCGUGUUGCGGCCGGUCGCGGGCCAUAUGCGAGCCUGUGUACAUGCGUUACAUGUGGCUACUUUAUACAGAACUCUACACAAACACUCCACGUAAUUUCGCGCGAGGUCUCUGUAAACUAGCCACGUGUGUUGGUAGAGCCGCGACCGGACGCUCUCCGAAGUCUGAGUAUAAUUAUUUAAGUUCCAAUGACUCAGGUUGUAAAGUAGUGUGUUAGUUGUGUUGCAACACGUCUGCUUACUCGUGUCGCCUGCUCUGUGCAAGUUUCGAUUCCACGCGCCUGUUGAUCCAUUCAAUUUAAAGACAAAAAUAGUCAUGACAAAACAGUAAUUAUAGCACAAGAAAUUAUUUUUUGGAGUAUGUUGUAUGCGCUCAUAUACGCGACAUUUGUAUAAACUAGCCGUAGAAGGCAGUAAUGUUGAUCCCACACCGUUUCGUAACUGUUGUUUUUAUUUAUAUCGAGCGUUUUGAACAAUUGUUAAGGUGUCGGCGGAGCCCCGCGCUCGCGGCCGCGCCCUCCGCCGUGCGUUAGUGUACUAGCUGUAUGACGCUUCACUUCAUUAUUAUACAACAAUAAUAAAAAUAAUUGUUUUGAAACACUGCCGUUGUCAUUGUUCCUACUACUAUCCUGUACCUUACUUA
Messenger RNA from Pectinophora gossypiella (pink bollworm), 5091 nucleotides. RefSeq names its product protein abrupt-like (gene ab). The record is from RefSeq and is a predicted model, not a curated record. Lineage: Eukaryota; Metazoa; Arthropoda; Insecta; Lepidoptera; Gelechiidae. Bases 383 to 2320 code for a protein of 645 amino acids. Gene Ontology annotation, cellular component: nucleus. Gene Ontology annotation, molecular function: protein binding. The transcript has 14 exons. Gene Ontology annotation, biological process: regulation of transcription by RNA polymerase II.